UCUCUUUGUUUUGUGACUUCUGUCAAUAGCUUCUCGAUCUUUCAUAUCUUCUUCGUCCCGGCAAAAAUGGCUGCAUUUGCACCAAAAACCAUCGUAUUCUGCACAUUUUUCCUUCUUUUAACCACGCUUUCACAAUCAAGAGCAGCACUCGAUGUUCACUAUUAUGAUAAAACAUGUCCACAAGUCGAGAAAAUCAUAUUUCAGACGGUAUACAAUGCUUCCAUGCAUGACCCUAAAGUCCCAGCUCGUAUCUUAAGGAUGUUCUUCCACGAUUGCUUUAUAAGGGGUUGUGAUGCGUCCUUGCUGCUCGACUCAACACCAGGGAACCAAGCAGAGAAAGAUGGCCCUCCCAAUAUUUCAGUCCGAUCAUUCUACGUGAUCGAGGAGGCCAAAGCUAAGCUAGAAGCCGCAUGUCCACACACAGUUUCAUGCGCCGAUAUAAUAGGCAUUGCUGCAAGAGAUGUAGUAACCAUGUCUCGAGGCCCAUAUUGGAAUGUGCUUAAAGGAAGAAAAGAUGGAAGGGUGUCGAGGGCUAACGAGACCAUCAACCUACCGGCUCCAACCUUCAAUGUAAGCCAACUGAUUCAAAGCUUUGCCAAGAGAGGUUUAGGAGUCACAGAAUUGGUAGCUCUAUCCGGUGGCCAUACUCUAGGGUUUUCGCAUUGUUCUUCCUUCCAAGCCCGUCUUCGCAAUUUUAGUUCGGUCCACGAUGUCGACCCGACUAUGGACAGUGAGUUUGCUCUAAAGCUAAGAAAGCAAUGCCCUAAACCAAACAGAGAUCACAGUGCUGGGGAGUUGUUGGACUCGACAUCCUUGUUGUAA
Messenger RNA from Rosa rugosa (rugosa rose), 822 nucleotides. Its product is annotated as peroxidase 66. Gene Ontology annotation, biological process: hydrogen peroxide catabolic process; response to oxidative stress. The transcript has 3 exons. Lineage: Eukaryota; Viridiplantae; Streptophyta; Magnoliopsida; Rosales; Rosaceae. Bases 67 to 822 code for a protein of 251 amino acids. The record is from RefSeq and is a predicted model, not a curated record. Gene Ontology annotation, molecular function: heme binding; peroxidase activity. Gene Ontology annotation, cellular component: plasmodesma; plant-type cell wall.